Molecule: messenger RNA, 5462 nt
Organism: Tyto alba (common barn owl)
Lineage: Eukaryota; Metazoa; Chordata; Aves; Strigiformes; Tytonidae
Gene: ARHGEF11
Product: Rho guanine nucleotide exchange factor 11
Biological process (GO): Rho protein signal transduction; G protein-coupled receptor signaling pathway
Cellular component (GO): cytoplasm
Molecular function (GO): G protein-coupled receptor binding; guanyl-nucleotide exchange factor activity
Source: RefSeq, a predicted model, not a curated record
CCGCCGCCGCCGCCGCCGAGCCGGGAUCAAGGCCGGAGCUGGGGGUCGGGCCCCGCCGCCGCCGAGGCCGCCGCCGGGGCUCCCGGGGAUGGUGGCGGCCGGAGCGGGGCGGCGGCUCCCCGCGCCCUGAGCGCCGAGGGGCCGCGGGCGAGGCACCAUGAGCGUGCGGCCUCCGCAGGCCCUCGACAGCCGACCGGGCAGCAAGAGGCAGCCUCACCUGCCCAGGUUAAGCAGCCUGUCUUCCUUGGGUGACUCGUCUUCAGAGCGGAGGUCUCCCGGGCACCACCGCCAGCCCUCCGACUCUUCCGAAACCACAGGUCUGGUCCAGCGCUGCGUCAUCAUCCAGAAGGACCAGCAUGGCUUCGGCUUCACCGUCAGCGGGGACCGCGUCGUCCUGGUGCAGUCGGUGCGGCCAGGGGGGGCAGCCAUGAGAGCCGGGGUGCAGGAGGGGGACCGAAUAGUCAAGGUGAACGGCACGAUGGUGACCAACUGCUCUCACCUCGAAGUGGUGAAAUUAAUCAAGUCCGGUGCCUACGUCGCUCUGACCCUCCUGGGCUCUCCCCCUCCCUCGGUGGGGCUCUCUGCUUCUCAGCAAGACGUGAGCACGGCGGGGGCUCCCCGCAUCACCCCCGCCUGUCCCCCGCCGCCUCCCCCGCCGCCGCUCCCCCCGCCGCAGCGCAUCACCGACCCCAAGCCCUUGCAGGACCCCGAAGUCCAGAAGCACGCGACGCAGAUUCUCCGCAACAUGCUGCGGCAGGAGGAGGCAGAGUUACAGCGCUUCUACGAGGCGUACAGCCGAAACCCUGCCACGGCGGUGGAGGAGCAGAUCGAGGGAGCGCGCCGGCGGGUCAGCCAGCUGCAGCUCAAAAUCCUCCAGGAGACUGGUGGCUCCAUGGAUUCGGGGCGGCUCUGCGGCGACUCCGGCUUGGCCGGGUUCAGGGUGGUGGAAGGACGCCUCUCCCUGGACUCACAGGAUGGUGACAGCGGGUUGGAGUCCGGGCCGGAGCGGUUCCCUUCCCUGAGCGAGACCUCCCUGAACCGCAACUCCGUCCUCUCCGACCACGGCCUGGACAGCCCACGAACCUCCCCGGUCAUCACCGCCCGCCUCUUCCAGCACCAUCGCCGGCAGGGCUCCGACACCCCCUUCACCCCCUCCGCCGACCAGGGGUCGGACCGGACAGGACGACCCCUCAUCAUCGGGCCGGAGGAGGAUUACGACCCGGGAUAUUUCAAUAACGAGUGCGACUUCCUCUUCCAGGACCUGGGCAAGCUGAAAUCCCGACCGGCGCAUCUGGGGGUCUUCUUGCGCUACAUUUUCUCCCAGGCAGAUCCCAGCCCCCUGCUCUUCUACUUAUGCGCGGAUGUUUGCCAGCAGACGACAGCCAAGGAUUCCCGGGUUUUGGGGAAGGACAUCUGGAACAUCUUCUUAGACAGGAACGCGCCUCUCCGAGUGAAAGUGUCUGAGCAGCUCCUGGCUGAGAUCGAGACUCGCCUCAGGAAUGGGGACGAUGUCCGAGCCACCCUCUUUGAAGCUCAGGAGAUGGUGAUGCCCGAGAUACAGGAGCAGAUCCAGGACUACAGAACAAAGCGCACCAUGGGCCUGGGGAGUCUGUAUGGGGAGAACGACCUCUUGGACCUGGAUGGGGACCCCCAGAAGGAGCGGCAAGUAGCCGAGAAGCAGCUGGCCCAACUGGGCGACAUACUGUCAAAAUAUGAAGAGGACAGGAGCUCCCCCAUGGCCUUUGCCCUCAGCACGUAUAUGAACCACACAGGCAUCCGCAGCCGGGAGCCCCGGGUGGCCGGCACCAGCGAGAAAGCCCAGUCGCUCCCGGACAGGGACAAGUGGCUGCCUUUCUUCCCCAAGACCAAGAAGUGCUCCUCUCGGGCGUCCCAACAGAGCAGCAGCACGAAGAAGGACAAGGACGCCAUGGAAGACAAGAAGCGCAACCCUAUCCUCAAGUACAUUGGGAAGCCCAAAAUCUCCUCCCAGAGCACAUUUCAUGUCCCUUUGUCCCCUGUUGAAGCAGUCAAACCCGGCAACGUGAGGAACAUCAUCCAGCACUUUGAGAACAACCAGCAUUACGAGAGCCAGGAGCCCGGCACCCAGCGCCUCUCCACCGGCAGCUUCCCCGAGGACCUGCUGGAGUCGGACGGUUCCCGCGCCGAGGUCAAGCUGGGCCGCUCGGAGAGCUUGAAAGGCCGGGAGGAGAUGAAGAAAUCCCGGAAAGUGGAAAACGUGCCUCGGUCCCGUAGCGAUGUGGACAUGGAUGCGGCGGCCGAGGCCACGAGGCUUCACCAGUCGGCAUCAUCUUCUGCUUCCAGCUUGUCUACAAGGUCGCUGGAAAAUCCCACCCCUCCAUACACGCCGAAGAUGGGACGCAGGAGCAUCGAGUCGCCCAGCCUGGGUUUCGGUGUGGACCCCUUCCUGCCUCAUCUCCUGGAGGACGAGCAAGGCCAGCUCUCCGACUUAGAGCCCGAGCUGGACUCCCAAAACUGGCAGCACACGGUCAGCCGGGAGCUGGUGGCCAACCUGCCGCAGAAGGAGAUCGACCGGCAAGAGGUGAUCAACGAGCUCUUUGCCACCGAAGGGUCUCACCUCCGCAUCCUCCGAGUCCUCGACCUCCUCUUCUACCAGCGGAUGAAGAAGGAGAACCUGCUGUCCCGGGAAGAGCUGGCGCUCCUCUUCCCCAACCUCCCUGACCUGAUAGAAAUCCACAAUUCUCUCUCCGAAUCCAUGAAGAAGCUCCGGGAAGAAGGACCAAUCAUCAAAGAAAUUGGGGAUCUCAUGCUGUCUCGGUUCGACGGCCUGGCCAAAGAGGAAAUCCAGCAGGUCGCUGCUGACUUCUGCUCUUACCAAUCCAUCGCCCUAGAGCUGAUCAAAACCAAGCAGCGCAAGGAGACCCGUUUCCAGAUCUUCAUGCAGGAAGCAGAAAGCAAUCCGCAGUGCCGGCGCCUGCAGCUCAAGGAUUUGAUCAUCUCCGAAAUGCAGCGCCUGACCAAGUACCCGCUGCUGCUGGAGAACAUCAUCAAGCACACUGAGGCGGGCACCUCGGAGCACGACAAGCUGUGCCGAGCCCGGGAUCAGUGCCGGGACAUCCUCAAGUACGUGAACGAGGCGGUGAAGCGAGCGGAGAACCGGCACCGGCUGGAGGGCUACCAGAAACGCCUGGAUGCCACCUCGCUGGAGAGGACCAGCAACCCCCUGGCUGCUGAGUUCAAGAGCCUGGACCUCACCUCCCGGCGCAUGAUCCACGAAGGGCCGCUCACCUGGCGCAUCGGCAAGGACAAGACAGUGGACCUGCACGUGCUGCUCCUCGAGGACCUCUUGGUGCUGCUGCAGAAGCAGGACGAGAAACUGGUGCUCAAGUGCCACAGCAAGACGGCGCUGGGCUCUUCGGACAACAAGCAGACCUUCAGCCCCGUCCUCAAGCUCAACUCAGUGCUCAUCCGCUCUGUGGCCACAGAUAAACGAGCCCUCUUCAUCAUCUGCACGUCGGAGUUGGGACCCCAGAUCUAUGAGCUGGUGGCGCUGACAUCCUCGGAGAAAAACACGUGGAUGGAGGUGCUAGAGGAGGCGGUGCAGAGUGCCACGAGGAAUGCCACCUUCCCCCCCAAGCGCCGGACGCCGGAGCCCACCCGCGCAGCACCCUCCGGCCUGGUGUUACAGGACCCCGACGUCUCCCCCAUUUUGUCCCGAGGCACCAGCUCUGGAGCGGAGGCAGAGGACUCCUCCUCAGCAGACGACAAUCCCUCCACGCUCCUGGGCAGGGAGAAGCCCCCCACGCUGCUGGAGGAGCCGGUGAGCAGCGAGGUAGAGGAAGAAGAGGAAGAGCUGCCCACAGCCCCCCCGCCCGAUGUGGAGGCAGCUGACACCCUCCCAGCCAAACGCCCGGGACCCCCCACCCGCCUGCUGCUCCCGGGGCCCGUCGGCAUGGAGGGGCUGGCCGAGGCAGCGCUGGAGGAUGUGGAGAACCUGCGGCUCCUGAUCCUUCGGAGGCUCCUGCCGUGCCGGGACGCAGAGCCUGAGGAUGACCUGACGCCCACGCCGUCGGUCAUCGGGGGUGCUGGCCAGGCCUGGGACUCGGUGCUUUCCAGUCAGGAUUCGGCCUCCCAGGAGGUGCUGGCAGAACCCCCGAGCGCCGCCGAGGACGCCAAACCCCGGUCGAGCCGGGAGGAGAUGGACGAGACGGGUCCAGCAGCCGAAGAGCCGAGCGGCUACAAAGUCGUCCGAAAAGCCCAGGCGGAGGGUGCUAAGGAGGCCACGCCCUUGCCAGGCAGCAGCCAAUCAGAAACUGAGCUGCAGGAAGGAGGCGGAGCUAAUGUAGAUGGCAACUACUUCUACGUCAGCAUGCCGGCGGGACCCCCCCAGCCCGCGGCCCCCGCGCCACCCCCCAGCCCCCCACAGGAGGCACCCGCCCGUCCCAGCCCCACCGAGGGGUCCCCGGACCCCCCAGCUCCCCUCCGCGACGUGGACCUCAUCUUCCGCACCAUCGAGCAGCUGACGCUGAAGCUCAACAGGCUCAAAGCUGUGGAAUCAGCCCACCGGGAGCUGCUGCGGUCCCUGGGGCGCAGCUCCUCGGCCGACGUCACCCCCCUGGGGGGCUCAGCCCCGGAGGUGGACGGGUGGGCCCAGCGGCCCCCCAGCCCCGACGGUGACAGCCCCUUGUCCCGCGCCCUCCGGACCCUGCAGGGCCCCAUCACCAACGCCCCAGGCUCCAGAGCCCCCCUCGCCGAGGACCCCGCUCACGACGCCGGCCUUUAGCCACAGCGGGGAGGGGGGGGGGAGGUGGGGUGUCUUCCCCCCUCCCCUACAGAGUCUCUCAAAGCCAGGGAGCUGCCCAACAGCCCCCACUGUGCCCCGGCAGCCGUGGGAGCCUCCCCCCCCCGCCCAAAAUCGCUGGGGGCUUCAGCUGGAAGGAGGGAGCACAAUCCGGCGGGGCCAGCAGCCGGGGUGUGUGUGUCCCCCCCCUCACUCCUUCGCAUGGCAGCCCUGGCUCGGCCCCCCCACCCCACCCCACGCCCCCCCCCACCCCCCCCGGCCGUGAGAGCUGGAUCUAGUCUGUAUAAAUGCACUUUGUUCUGUUCCUCUCCGUGCUGCGGCCCCCUCCCCGCUCCCCGCUGCCUAUAAAUAUGUACGUACGUGCACCCCUCCUGUAAAUAACCACCGCCGGCCCCCCCCCCCACCCGCCCCCCCCCCCCCAGCCAGAGACGGGGAUGGGGUGGGGGUGGGGGGGGACAGCGAGGACGCCCCAAGCACCGGGCUCUCCUCCCUGGCUGCCGCCGGUGACAAUCGGUGACCCGAGGGGGCGGCUGGGGAGCCAGGGCGACGGCCGGGGCGCGUCCCACCUCCGCUCCCCCCCCCAGCCCUUCUCCCCCUCCCAGGGCGUCACGGCGAGGCCAGCGCUGGGGUGUCUGAUAUAUAUAUUAUAUAUAAUAGAGCCAAGACUGACCAGUUGCUGUUC